Molecule: messenger RNA, 7084 nt
Organism: Ruditapes philippinarum (Manila clam)
Lineage: Eukaryota; Metazoa; Mollusca; Bivalvia; Venerida; Veneridae
Exons: 30
Coding region: 71-3625 (1184 amino acids)
Source: RefSeq, a predicted model, not a curated record
CUUUGCUGUCAAGUAAACAACAUGGCGGCUAAAAUUCCAUAGUCUGCAAAUUUCCCAAGUGAAGAUAACUAUGUCAGAAUUUAUUAGCCAGCUGACAUCAGCUGUAAGCUCAGAUGAGGAAGUUUUGAUAUUACAACAACUGAUUUCAUCUUUAUCUGUGAAACAUAACGCUGGUGGAUCGGAUACAACUUUGACAGGGCUUGUUGAUAAAGGAGGCACCUUUGAUUUGUUUGGUGAAGGAAAUCCUUACCCGUUAGGUACCCUAGAAAAUAUCUGCCCAUCUCAAGACUGUUUAGAUAAGUUUACCUGCUACUUGUUUGAUAGAAGAUUUGGCUGGUCGGAGACUGAUACAGAAGAUGGCCGACGUGUACGACGUAUGUCAUGUAGUGGUGCUACCAAAUCAGCUGGUAACAGCAAACAAAAGGCAGCUCUCAAUACAAUGCUUGACUCGUUAAUAAAGUGGUUUAUGUAUCAAGAGCUAAACCAGCCGCUUUUGCUUGCCUUAAAAUACACAAUUAAACAGACGGCCAGUAUGCCUGUGGUACGUAACCGUGCAGUUAUACACACGUUGGAUUGGUGCAAGUCUAAUGCCGAGCAGUUAUGUGACACUUCUUUCUUCCAAGAUAUACACGAUCUUGUCAUACUGUCCAUUACCGAUGUGUGGUCCGCCAUUAGGAACGCAUGUGCUGGAAGGCUCGGACCUGUGGCUGCAAAUCUCAACUUGGAAAAUGUUCAAACAUUGUUUGAUAGUUUAGUCAAGAUUUGUGAAGAAGAUUCCUCAUGGCAAAUGAAAGAAGGGGCAAUAAUGGGAAUAAAUGCAAUAUUACAAAGAUUUCUUAAAUCAUCCAGCUCCAAGUCUCCCAUGUCAUCUCCACGUACACUAGACACUGAAUCUCAGGAAAGCCACUUACCUGAGUUUGUGAUGGCAAAGAUACAUUCGGUUGUGUUUGACCUCUUGUCACAUUCACAGUUGACUAUACGUGAACACGCAGCCAAGACUCUUGCCACAUAUAUCACAUGCUCUAGUGUCAUGGAUGCAUUGAAUACCUUAUACGAGGUGAUACAAAUCCUAAAGAAGAAGCAGGACUCUAAGGGAAAUACUCAGGUCAGUAAAGGUCAGUUUUUGGAUGAUUACGCCUCUGAGGGGUUUCUUGGUGUUUGUAUAUUUCUAGUCAAGGUGAUACCUCUGAGUUAUUUAUUGCCAGGUUGGCCAGAAUAUAUUUCAACAUUUCUUUUAUACCUAUCACACCCAGCAUCUACAGUGAGACAAGCUGCCAGCAGUGUAUUUAAAUAUCUAGUUGUAAAAAGCUGUCACAGUGUUGUGAUAUUGAAAUUGAUCCUGCAAGCUCUGGCCAUGGGUUGGAAUCCUGACACAGACUGUAUGACAAUGGAGGAAACAACAGAUGGGGGAUCUUUAGGGAGUGCCACACCCUCAGUUUGUGAUUUCAUAGGAACAAAUCUCAGUGAGACAUGGGAGGGUAGAGAAGGUAGGAUGUUCGCAUUUGAGCUGAUAUUCCGUUACUUGAUCAAGAAUCAUUGGUUGUAUACAUUUGGUCCGGCUGGGUCCGGUCUACAGAUGGAAGCCGGUGCAAGCAAAGAGCAGGACACUAAAUUAACACAAAGCAACAUUGAAUCUAAAGAUCAAAUGCAGCAGAACAGACUUCUACAUCAUGUAGAAUCAGAGAAAUCUCUGGCUCAUGUCAGACGUAGAAAUUGGCGACAGGUGAGAUUUUUGACACAAGCUGAUUUGAAGGAAGACCCAGAACGACUUGUCAAUAACAAGUUAGAAAGGUUAAUCACUGUUGAUCAUGAAGACAGUACUGACCUUAUAGCAAAUCAUCUCCCUCAUAGAACUGCAGGGAUUGGACCAAGUCACUCAGGGGCGGGGCUAAGUAACUCAGGGGCGGGACAAAACCACUUUGACAACGCCUGCUCUCUACUAACACAAGCUCAAUUGGUUGACAACGUAAGCAGAGAUGGUACAGACCCUGAUAAGAUUGAUGUUAAACAAGAACAACAACUUAAAAAACUUACCCAACUGAUGGAAAAUAAUAACAACAAUAAAAACAGCACUAUAUCAUGUAAAUGUGGCUGGAUGGAGAAGGAAUAUUUACAAGAUAUGUCAAGGAUACUUAAAGUGAUUCUAUAUCAGACAGCAGAAAGUCUUGGACAUUCACAAUGGGAGUUACGCAGAAUAGCUAACCAGGUGUUACCUUGUUUAGCUGAGGUAAUAAGAUGGUAUGACAUCAAUCUUCUAGUGACAGUAUGGAACAGUUAUCUGAACGUUGCCGUGCCAACUUGUCUCAUGACCUUCACCUCCGUCCUACUUCUUAAAGAAUCUGUGAUACAUGCAGUGAAACUGAUACCACUUCUACACAAACCUCCACACUCAUGGCAGGACCAUGAGAAGUGUAGGGAUUAUUUAUCUAAAAUAACAACUACUGUUAAGGGUAGACUUCCAGCCUACCUACCCCACCUGCAGUAUCUAAUACAGAGGUCCAGUUAUGAUAAACUCUCAAUUAUCUCUUCAGAUGUGAUAUUAAUGGCAUAUGCUCACUUUUCUGUUACACCAGAACAGAAAUCCAGCCACUAUAACACUGUAUUACAAUUUUGGAAGCAGGUUUUUUACUCUGCCCAUCCUCAGACUAGAAUCUCCACCGAACUUCUACACAGACCUCAAAAUGAUGGGUUUUCCUCGCCAUUUGAAGGAUAUUUAAGUUGUUGUUUGGUUAAACCAGAUAACAAAAUUCAAUGUGCCAAGCAGGUGGAGAAGUUGUUUAUAUCGGAGUUAUAUCAUCAGUUUGUUACGUUCCUGGAGGGUCUUCCAGCUGUCGAUGUCAUCUCAGUUUCCCCGAUUCUUGCCCACUACAUAGGACAGUUUGUGGAGGACUCUCAUAUUAGUAAAGCAAUGCUAGAAUGUUUACAGACAAGUGUCCCCACUAUUGUACUGACAAUAGAAGAAUGCAGUGAAGGAGAGAAGAAACUACAAUGUGUUAAAUGUGUACUGACUACACUGAGGGAACUUUCUGCUGUUAUUGCCAUGAAGAGUAUAGAUUUACCCCAGGUACAGAAGAUACUGGCUGUGUAUGAGGAGUUAUGUAAACCUGUCAGUAUAAAUCAACAUAUGUCUGUAGCAUUGUCAGCCAUAGCUGCUAGACUUAAUGAGACUGUAGAGUUUACAGUAGAUCAGCCAGUACAAGAUGAACUGUACCUACUGUCCAAUGAUAUACCAGUGACUUAUAGCGAUCAUAAUUCUGAUGAUGACUCUGACCCUGAGGAAGUUAUUGUAGGUUCCCCAGGUGCUAGAUUUCCAGAAAGUCUGAUGCUAAACACCAGUAACAACAGUGGCAGCCUGACAGGACGUCUGAGUGCUCUAAGUUGCCAUAGUGGGGGACUUGAAGGAAGUCAGGGGUCGGCUACCCCGAAGGAGGGGUCAGAUGAUGAAGGGGAAAGUUCUGAUUGGGACAGCUGGGAUGAUGAGGACGAGAGUUUAUCAGCAUUUGGAGAUGUGUUUUCACAAUUUUUACAAAAACUGCAAAAAAUGAACAAGACAGAUUUCACAUGCGAGGUGAAGAAGUUGGGAACCCGUGAAAGAAAUGUUAUCUCUGGGUUGAUCAAAACGUGAAAAAAAGCAUAUGACCUUGACUUUUGAGAAGUUUCUGUCAUAAUAUACAUUUGUUUUUGAAGUUUGAAGUCAUGUUGAAGUGGACACUUCCUGAUUUGAUCAAGAUAGUUAUGGUUUGUGGAAUACUUUCAUCAGAAGGACACAUAUGGUGGUUGAGUCUGCUGGAUGGGGGGCAACUGAAUCUACCCUUUUGACCAGUGCAGACCAAGACCAGUGGGCACAUCCUUGCCAUCUGAUCAUGAUCUGCACUGUUCACACCUUAUUAAGAGUCAGUUAGUACAUAUUUUGAAAUUUUCUCUAAAAAUGAUGAAUGGUUUUAUCUAGAUUAAAAGAUGGACAAGUUCAUUGAAGAUAAUUAGCAGGAUAAGGAUCUUAAAUAUCUGAUCAUGGUCUGUGAUGUUCCCUAUUUAGUCAGUAACAUUUUUGGAUAUUUUCCCUUAAAAUGAUGAAUGGUUUUGUCCAGAUUGAUAUGUGAAAAAGUCAGUUUAAGAUAUUUUAGUGUUUUAAGGGUUAAAUUGUUGUGAUACAAGGAAAACCCUCUCAAUUGUGUUAACAUAGUGUUAACUGUGUUAACAUAGUUCUUUUGAGUGGACAUAGAGUUAGGGUCUGUUAUUAACUAUUGCUUAAGUUGAUUAUUUUAUUUUUGAUUUUGAUUGAAAUGUUUUAAAUACUUUUAUAUGUAGAAUACGGGUUUGCCAGAAAUUUACUUUCACAAACACAUCUUACAUAUCUUAACGUCCACAUUUAAAAAAUUAAAACUUGCCUGUCUGUUACGCUAAAUUCUUAGUUUCAGACCUUAAUCCUAUGGGGAAUAAGUGGUCUAGGGACUAAAGUUCAAGUAUUAGCCUCUCAAACCAGAGACUGUAAGUUUGAGCUCAACUGAGGGAUCAGGGGGUGGAGUCCUUGAGUGGUUCAGAACAUGUGUCAGCAUGUUAUGCUAUUUUGUUAAGCUAAAGGUGGUAUAGACAUAGGCAUGAUUCAAAUAGGCUUCAAGCUUUUAUAGCUUAGCUAAAAUUAAUAUUAAUUAAUAUUUAAACUGUUUUUUUUAAACUCUGAAUUACUUGCACUUGUUUGUUUUGAAGUCCUCUCUUUUGUUAGAAAACACCUUGGAAAUGGAUUUUGAUAAAAAUAUGGUAAUUAUAAGAACUAUAAAUCUAUUAUUCUAUAACUAGUUCAUCAUUAAAGGGACUCUACUGAGGUUUACUGACAUGUCUGGACUGGAAGUAAUUUUUCAACAUUAAUCUUCCAUUUGAUGUAGGUCUAAACCAAUAACACGUUUUCAAACUUUCAAGUCAUUUACUCCGUUUUUACCAGAAUAAUAAAAUGACCCAAAAUUGAAAAGCUUUGCAACGCUUUUCACUCAAAUCAAGAUAACAUAUCACAAUACAAUUAUCAAUUUCUACUAUGUAUAUUUCAUUAUUAUCUUUUGCUUACCACUCUGCUUUACAUGACCCAGCUGAUCUAUGUAAGUUCCUUUAAGGGACACCCCAAGUUUUUUUCCCCCCAGCAUGCAUAUUGACUAGUGCUUUAAAGAACUGACAUAAAACUUUUAAAUUUAUCUUCUUUUUUUUUUAAACAUUUUUAUGACACACCUUAGGGGAGGCAGGCAAAUAGAAUUGCCCCUGUCAGUCUGUCCGCUGUCUAUCCAUAGACUGGCAAAACAGUGGAAUGUACAAUGUAGGAACAUUGCUUUUUCUGCACUUUACUUUAAUGUAGGAAAUUAUUAUUCAAAUCUUGUUUGUUAAAUCACAAUCAAAUUAUCAUUUUGUAAAUUCAUUUCAUUUUCAUGGUAUUUUAAAUUAUUUAUUGUGUCUUGAUAGUAUAUAAUCUAGAGCAGUGUUGUAAUUUUUCUAAAUGGGAUACUCCGGGACUUGGCAAAUGAGCCGGUUUUCCACUCGAUCUGUGAGGGUUGGUGUUACAAAGUAAGUAAGUAAGUAAGUAAGUAAGUAAGUAAGUAAGUAAAGUCUUUAUUUAUCGAGGCAACACAUUUGGAUUCCCAAAAUCUCAUGUGGACAAACAAACUUUUACAAUAACAACUUAGUAAAAUAUAAAAUAAUAAGCUUAAGGUAUUGAUCAGCUUAUUGUGAAUGGUAGUGCAAGGCAAAACUGUAACAAUUAAAGUUUGUAUCCUGCGAUAAGAUAGGGAAAAAAACACAUUCGGCUAGUUCCAAAUAACGUGUUUUAUAUUCACAUCAAAUAUUAUGCUCCUUUUAUUUGCUAUUGAUAUGUAUUAUGAAACAUUUCUUGAUAAAUAACUGAUCAUCCUGUUCUUUUGUUACACAAUGUAUCUAUUAUUUAAUGAUUUGUAUUAUAUUUUUUUGUUAUGAAUACCUCGGUUUUUGUUCCAGUGAUAGCUGUGAUAUAUUUUGUUCCAUUAUAUUACCUCACAAAGGUGGAAGUGGGUUAGAUAUUAUGGUGUACUAUAUAGAAUAUAUUUGAAAAUUUGUUUACUGUAAUUUGUAAAAUUAUUUCUCUUUUUUUUUAUGGCCCCACUUAUUAGCGGGUACAUAUUUGCCUGUGUCCGUCCAUCAUGCUGUCAGGAUUUUUAUUGACAAAACUGAAAUGUUGGGACAUUUGUGUCCCUGGGUUGUAGAUUGACAAAACAGUGAAAUGUGGGGACAUGUGUGUCUCUAGGUUGUAGAUUGAUAAAACAGUGAAAUAUGGGGACAUGGGUGUCCUUAGGUUGUAGACUGACAAAACAGUGAAAUGUGGGGACAUGUGUGUCCUUAGGUUGUAGAUUGACAAAACAGUGAUAUAUGGGGACAUGUGUGUCCCUAGGUUGUAGCUUGACAAUACAGUGAAAUGUGGGGACAUUUGUGUCCCUAGAUUGUAGAUUGACAAAACAGUGAAAUGUGGGGACAUUUGUGUCCCUAGGUCGUAGAUUGACAAAACAGUGAAAUGUGGGGACAUGCGUGUCCCUUAGUUAUAUUUUGUUUUGUGUGGGCAGAGGGAAGAGAUGAGGGUGUAUAGUUGAGAUAUAGAUAGACAUAGAUCUGUAAAUGUAAUUUUACAAGGCAUUAUAAGUGCAUUUUUGGUCAUAAAAUACAUGUUUGUCAAGUAUAUUUAUAAAAAAUAUUGUCACAUGCAUGACCUUACUUUAUUUAAUUCACCAUUUAGCUGAUAAAGGCUUUAUGAUUACAGCCAUUACAUUCCUUUUAAGGGACUCCACUGAGGAUUGACAUGACAGGACUCGUAAUAUUUUUGUAGGUUUUGACCAAUACAUGCAACAAAUUUGAUGAUUUUGGAGUUAUGACCCUUGGUGGAUAUCCUUUUACUUUUCUGAUUUAUGGAACUUUUAUCAAUCUGCAUUUUACAUCCAUAUAAUUUGCAACCAACCCUGAUUGUUAAUUUCUUAAUACAAAAAUGCACAAUGUAUUUUUGAACAUAACAUAUUUUUAGAACUUUUGGAAAUGCACAAUGAUAUCAUUAUCAUUAUUUAGUGAAUUUUGAUUAUUAGCA